AAAAUGUAACUUAGAUAUUGGGUUUCACAACGUAAAGUGCUUUGAGUCACUAGAGAAAAGCGCUAUAUAAAUAUAAUUCAAUUAAAAAAUUCAAGUCAAGCCUGCAAGCUCCCCUUCAGGAAGUGGCGCCUUCUAACCACACAGGAAGUGUUCGAGUCCCGUCAGCUCGUCGUCUUUGUAGAGGACGCCGGCUGUCAAUUUUCAAGCUGCAACUUCUCGCACCAAGAUUAGACAUCUGGGGGGUCCGUCAGGUCGGGUUCUGGCCCUGCCCAGAUAAAGAGCUAUCAUGCUGCAGCCACGAAAGGAGGGUAUUUAAAAAAAAAAAAAAAAAAGGAGUGGCACCUCUCGGGCUUUUUCCGCUUCUGGUAUGAAACUUUUUCAUCUGCGUAUUUGAACACAUCACAGCGUGACAAAAGGUUUGAUGUCCCAAAGCUAGGGAGCCUUUAUAAUUAUGUAAUAAAUCUGCACCGUUUUAAGUCGUCCGCUCAGAUUUAUGACGGCCCCGUAUCAAGAAGGAUGACAAAUUGGAACCGGCAGUCGGCGAGAGGCGAGCGCACGUCCACGGAAGACACGGAAACGGUGUGAUGCUUUAGGAGGGAACGUUGGACAUCCCGUCGCCAUGGCCGGCCUGACUCGCCCUCUCUGCAACGGCUCGGGACAAAGAUGGGGGUUGCCAUGGUGAUCAUUUACAAGAAGACGCUGGAGAAGAAGGGCGCCGACGAUGUGACGUCCAAAAACACGCAUUUGAGCUCGUUCCAGGCACAGACCAUGAGCCAGGGGACCGCCCUCUUCUCUCCUGGACUCAUGGAUACAAGGCGGUGGUGUGAGGCGGCGCACCAGAGGCCAGUCGGGACCAGCCUGGAGAGCCUGUGGGACGUCCUGCCCGAGGUGCACGGGACGUCCGCCCACUGGGGCUGGGACGUCGGCACCGCCUCCAGCACCAUCACCAGCCUGCUGCAGGACCUCAGCCUGACCGAGGCCGCCUCCUCGCUGGUCACGGCGCCGCCCAGCAAGAGGCAGUGCAGGUCCUUGUCCUGCUCUGAUGAACUCCAUCGCAGCGCCUGGCGCCCCCAGGGCUCCCGCGUGUGGACCAGCGUGGAGAAAAGGCGGUGCCACAGCGGCGGUAGCGUCCAGCGCGGCGGAACCAGCGCCGCCGCCUCCAGAGGGGCUCAGGCGGGCAUGCAACGCAGCUCCAGCUUCAGCCUGCCCGCCCGCUGCAACCCCCAAGACCUGCCCUGCUUCCCCACGACCAGUCCCACGGUCCAGCCCCUCUACCUCUCUCACGAACAGAUCCCCGAGCCCAUCAGCUCCCCGGACUCCACCCCUGAGAUGGAGCGCCGCGGUGGCCUGGCUCGUAGCCGCUCGCAACCUUGCGUCCUCAACGACAAGAAGAUCGGCGUGAAGCGCAGGAGACCGGCGGACACGCAGAGGCCUUCGCUGGAUCUGGCCAAGAUGACCCAGAAACUUCGUAACUUCCACAGCCUGAGCUGCCCCGGGAUAACGGGCCACGAUAUCCGCGAGUCCGGCCAAAGCCCGGCCCCUCCCGCCAGGGAGGACUCCUCCACGAACAGUCCGGGCCGCGUCCCGGGUGAGACCCAGCUCGCCUUCGAGGAGACGGACUGGAUCGGGAAGACGAAGGUGCCUCUGUGGGCGGGGCUUUGCCACGCCGGGAAGGAGGGGGCGUAUCUCCUCGGCGGCGAACUCGACAUCGAGCAAAUCGAGAGGAACUGAGACGGAGCGUUUUCAAGUCUUAAAAGCGGGACGUUAUGCACUAGGGGGGGGAGGGGGGUGAAUCUUUGGGCGCCGAACGAUUCAAUCUGAUUCCUGGGGAGCCGAUUCCAUUCAGAAUCGAUUCUCGAUUCAAACCGCGUCUCGCAGUGUAUUAUUUGGAAUAAUAAGUACAAAACCCAAAAGCAGUGAAGUUGUCACGUUGUGUAAAUGGUAAAUAAAAACAAAAUACAAUGAUUUGUUAAUCCUUUUCAACUUAUAUUCAAUUGAAUAGACUGCAAAGACAAGAUAUUUCAUGUUCACACUGAGAAAAUGGAUUUAUUUUUUGCAAAGAAUCAUUAAGUUAGAAUUUAAUGGCAGCAACACAUUGCAAACAUUUUUUACCACUGUGUUACAUGGCCUUUCCUUUUAACAACACUCAGUAAACGUUUGGGAAUUGAGGAGACACAUUUUUGAAGCUUUUCAGGUGGAAUUAUUUCCCAUUCUUGCUUGAUGUACAGCAGGGGUCACCAACGCGGUGCCCGCGGGCACCAGGUAGCCCGUAAGGACCAGAUGAGUAGCCCGCCGGCCUGUUCUAAAAAUAGCUCAAAUAGCAGCACUUACCAGUGAGCUGCCUCUAUUUUUUAAAUUGUAUUUAUUUACUAGCAAGCUGGUCUCGCUUUGCCCGACAUUUUUAAUUCUAAGAGAGACAAAACUCAAAUAGAAUUUGAAAAUCCAAGAAAAUAUUUAAAGACUUGGUCUUCACUUGUUUAAAUAAAUUCAUUCAUUUUUUUACUUUGCUUCUUAUAACUUUCAGAAAGAUAAUUUUAGAGACAAAAUACAACCUUAAAAAUGAUUUUAGGAUUUUUAAACACAUAUACCUUUUUACCUUUUAAAUUCCUUCCUUUUCUUUCCUGACAAUUUAAAUCAAUGUUCAAGUAAUUUAUUUUAUUUUUUAUUGUAAAGAAUAAUAAAUAGAUUUUAAUUUAAUUCUUAAUUUUAGCUUCUAUUUUUCCGACGAAGAAUAUUUGUGAAAUAUUUCUUCAAACUUAUUAUGAUUAAAAUUCAAAAAAAAUAUUCUGGCAAAUCUAGAGAAUCUGUAGAAUCAAAUUUAAAUCUUAUUUCAAAGUCUUUUGAUUUUUUUUUAAUUUUUGUUCUGGAAAUUCUAGAAAAAAUAAUCAUAUGUCUUUGUUAGAAAUAUAGCUUGGUCCAAUUUGUUAUAUAUUCUAACAAAGUGUAGAUUGGAUUUUAACCUAUUUAAAACAUGUCAUCAAAAUUCUAAAAUUAAUCUUAACCAGGAAAAAUUACUAAUGAUGUUCCAUAAAUUAUUUUUUUAAGUUUUUCUCUUUUUUUCGGUUGAAUUUUGAAUUUUAAAGAGUCGAAAUUGAAGACAAACCAUGUUUCAAAAUUUAAUUGUCAUUUUUUUCGUGUUUUCUCCUCUUUUAAACCGUUCAAUUAAGUGUAAAUAUCAUUAAUUAUUAAUAAUAACAGAGUUAAAGGUAAAUUGAGCAAAUUGGCUAUUUCUGGCAAUUUAUUUAAGUGUGUAUCAAACUGGUAGCCCUUCGCAUUAAUCACUACCCAAGAAGUAGCUCUUGCUUUCAAAAAGGUUGGUGACCCCUGAUGUACAGCUUAAGUUGUUCAACAGUCCGGGCGUCUCCGUUGUGCUAUUUUAGGCUUCAUAAUGCGCCACACAUUUUCAAUGAGAGACAGGUCUGGACUACAGGCAGGCCAGUCUAGUACCUGCACUCUUUUACUAUGAAGCCACGUUGAUGUAACACGUGGCUUGGCAUUGUCUUGCUGAAAUAAGCAGGGGCGUUCAUGAUAACGUUGCUUGGAUGCUCCAAAAGCUGUAUGUACCUUUCAGCAUUAAUGGCGCCUUCACAGAUGUGUAAGUUACCCAUGCCUUGGGCACCAAUACACCCCCAUACCAUCACACAUGCUGGCUUUUCAACUUUGCACCUAUAACAAUCCGGAUGGUUCUUUUCCUCUUUGACGUCCACAGUUAUCAAAAACAAUUUGAAAUGUGGACUCGUCAGACCACAGAACACUUUUCCACUUUGCAUCAGUCCAUCUUAGAUGAUCUCGGGCCCAGCGAAGCCGGCGGCGUUUCUGGGUGUUGUUGAUAAAUGGCUUUGGUUUUGCAUAGUAGAGUUUUAACUCGCAGUUACAGAUGUAGCGACCAACUGUAGUUACUGACAGUGGUUUUCUGAAGUGUUCCUGAGCCCAUGUGGUGAUAUCCUUUACACACCGAUGUCGCUUUUUGAUGCAGUACCGCCUAAGGGAUCCAUUCAAUGUUACGUGCAGUGAUUUCUCCAGAUUCUCUGCACCUUUUGAUGAUAUUACAGAGCGUAGAUGGUGAAAUCCCUAAAUUCCUUGCAAUAGCUGGUUGAGAAAUGUUGAUCUUAAACAAUUUGCUCACGCAUUUGUUGACAAAGUGGUGACCCUCGCCCCGUCCUUGUUUGUGAACGACUGAGCGUUUCGUGGAAGCUGCUUUUAUACCCAAUCAUGGCACCCACCUGUUCCCAAAUAAGUGUUGGAUGAGCAUUCCUCAACUUUCUCAGUCUUUUUUGCCACUUGUGGCAGCUUUUUUGGAACAUGUCGCAGGCAUCAAAUUCCAAAUGAGCUAAUAUUUGCAAAAAAUAACAAAGUUUCUCAGUUGGAACAUGAAAUAUCUUGUCUUUGCAGUCUAUUCAAUUGAAUAUAAGUUGAAAAGUAGAGAUGUCCGAUAUAUGCGUUAAAAUGUAAUAUCGGAAAUUAUCGGUAUCGUUUUUUUUAUUAUCUGUAUCUUUUUUUUUUUUUUUAAU
Molecule: messenger RNA, 4511 nt
Organism: Entelurus aequoreus (snake pipefish)
Lineage: Eukaryota; Metazoa; Chordata; Actinopteri; Syngnathiformes; Syngnathidae
Gene: fam53b
Product: family with sequence similarity 53 member B
Exons: 5
Coding region: 664-1731 (355 amino acids)
Biological process (GO): positive regulation of canonical Wnt signaling pathway; protein import into nucleus
Cellular component (GO): nucleus
Source: RefSeq, a predicted model, not a curated record